AUGUCCAAAAUCGCAGCUUCCAUCGCAGCUAUUGCCGGCACCGGUCUGGCGGCCCAUCUGUGGGCGGACUCGCCCAGAGCGUCUCUCGACGUGUUCAACGGCUCAACCCCGGCGGUUCCAGUCAAGCCAGGGGAGUUCUUCAAGUACGGCUUCCCCGGAGCAGCCCACGACAUUGCCUACCGACAGGAGUUUGUGUCGUGCUACGACCGAGAACGACGUAACCCCAUGUGGGUCGUGGAACACAUCACCCCGGACUCCAUCAAGUCCAACAAGGGCGAGGGAGCCCCGGAUCGAAAGUUCUCCAACUUCAAGGAAGAUCAGGAGGUGCCGCUCAAGUUCCGGGCUCGGCUGGCCGACUACUUCCGAUCGGGCUACGAUCGAGGCCACCAGGCACCCGCAGCUGACGCAAAGUUCUCCCAGAAGGCCAUGGACGAGACCUUCUUCCUGACCAACAUUGCCCCCCAGGUCGGAGACGGAUUCAACAGAGACUACUGGGCCCACCUGGAGGACUUUUGCCGACGGCUGACCAAGCAGUACGGCAGCGUGUACAUUGUGACCGGACCGCUGUACCUGCCUAAGAAGUACCCCGAUGGCAAGUACCGAGUGUCGUACGAGGUGAUUGGUAACCCCCCCAACGUGGCUGUCCCCACACACUUUUUCAAGAUUGUGCUGGCCGAGAAGCCCGUCAAGAAUCCCGGAACCAGUGACGUGGCUGUUGCUGCCUUUGUGCUCCCUAACGACGUGAUUCCCAACGAGACCAAGCUUACCUCGUUUCAGACCCCCGUGGAUGCCAUUGAGCGGUCCACCGGAGUCGAGUUCCUCAACAAGAUCACCGUCAAGCAGAAGGACCUGUGUCGAGAAGUCGACUGCUCCAUUGUCGUACGAGACUUUACCAAGGCCCUCCCUGCCCCUAACGGGUUGCUGGCUCUUCCCGCCCCUGAAAAGUAG
Molecule: messenger RNA, 948 nt
Organism: Yarrowia lipolytica CLIB122
Lineage: Eukaryota; Fungi; Ascomycota; Dipodascomycetes; Dipodascales
Biological process (GO): apoptotic DNA fragmentation
Cellular component (GO): mitochondrial inner membrane; nucleus
Molecular function (GO): nucleic acid binding; single-stranded DNA endonuclease activity; RNA endonuclease activity
Source: RefSeq, a predicted model, not a curated record